AUGCCUUGCAUCCCUGACCAAAGCAGCAAUCCCGUGAAACGGGGGCGACAUGGGCGCCAGCAAUCCGGCGGUGGUGGUGGGAGCUGCCCCCAUAUCCCUGGCGACUAUGGGCCGGGCAAGAACGUCAACUGGGAAGAGGGCCCGUCAGGGCCCGAAUGUACCAGCGAUGACAACUGCGGUGGAGAGCUUUGCACGGGGUAUUACUGCGAUCCAGACCCGGAGAUCCGCCAUCCCCCGGAUUACUAUGACCCCAAGGACCCGGACAACCCUCAUGGGCAGCCCCCGGCGCCUCCCCCGGAGCCAACAUCGACGACCACCACCAACCCCCCAACGCAGACGCCAGAGCCCCCAACCUUAGACUUGUGUAUUGGUAGCACCGUAACGCCCACCGGGCAAUUUCCCGUCUACGCCUACAGCGCCUAUGGGCCGGGCGCCCACUGCUACGGCAUCUUCAUCGUCGACGGCAAUAUCGGCUCAUCCCCCGACAUCCGCGAAGCGCCCAACAGCAAAUUCGCCAUUGAUCAAUGCGGCACGGACAUGACCUUUGUCAAUGAAGGUCCAGAAUUCUUCUCCAAAUGCGGCUUCCAACUGGAUAUUGCGGGCAAGAAGUAUACCCCGCGCCAGCUGGACCCCCUGGAUGAGAAUAACCCGUGCUCGGGCCACUGUGACCAGUCGUCGAUUACGGGACUUUUGUUGUAUGAGAAUUUACAGGUACCGUUUUGUGAUCUAUAG
Molecule: messenger RNA, 732 nt
Organism: Penicillium egyptiacum
Lineage: Eukaryota; Fungi; Ascomycota; Eurotiomycetes; Eurotiales; Aspergillaceae
Source: the annotation of a GenBank genome assembly